AAAAAUGAUAAGAAUGUUAAUGAAAAGAUGCUUUACAGUUCAGAUAAAAGAAUUAGAGGAAGCAGGGAAAGUCAUUAAGUUGAAUAAACAACACAAGAAAGCUGAAGUUGAAUAAUUUACUCCAAUUCCAACAUCGCCUGUUCUUGGUCCAAUAAAAAUAGAGGAUCCAAAAGUUUCUAAUAAAACCUAUAGAUGGUGUUCAUGUGGUUUAAGUUAGAAAUAAGUAAAAGGAAUCGUAAUUAAUUUAGCCCUUAUGCGAUGGCUCUCAUUAAGGAACAUCAUUUAAGCCAUAUAGAUUUACAUUAGAAUAAGAAACCGAUUCUUUGGAAUUAUGUGGAUGCAAAUUAACCAAAAACGUGCCAUUUUGUGACGGAUAAACUUGUAUAAAUCUUAGAAAGUAAUCUGGUUAACCAUGAG
This is a messenger RNA of Paramecium octaurelia, 417 nucleotides long. The record is from the annotation of a GenBank genome assembly. NCBI's taxonomy places the organism in Eukaryota, Ciliophora, Oligohymenophorea, Peniculida, Parameciidae.